GCCAGUUGCAAAAACUUGAGUCUCCCUUCUUCAGGAGUUAGACAAGGUAGCCCUUCCAAUCAAUUGGCAGGUAUCUGUCCUUCCUUCCAAACUUUCUGAAGUAGUGGUAUGAGAAUGUCUACUGAUGUAUCUACAUCUGAUUUCAUGGAUUCUGGCGGGAUUCCAUCUGGUACUGCUGCUUUCCCGGAUUUCGGCAAUUUUACGGCCCUCUCUGAAUUUCUGUUGUUGCAUAAGAGCCCGUGUUCUGGUAGUUCUGCCGUUGCUGGAGGUAUUUCUGGACGAGUUGCAGGUGGUGGUCGAUUCAAGAGCUUAUUGAAGUGGUCAACCCAUUGUUUCCUUUGUUUCUCCUCUUUGGUAACCAGCUUUCCUUCACUGUCUGUCAUUGGUUCCGUCUGCAUUGGUCUCUUCCCAGAGAGUAACCUGGUUAUUCGAUAUAAUGUUGUCAGGUCUCCCCUACCGGCAGCGUGUCCUGCCUAUCUUACCAAUGUGUCAUAGAAGUGUCUUUUGUCUUUCCGUCCACUCUUCACUUCUUUGUCCAGUAAAGUGUUUUAUG
Messenger RNA from Heterobilharzia americana, 553 nucleotides. NCBI's taxonomy places the organism in Eukaryota, Metazoa, Platyhelminthes, Trematoda, Strigeidida, Schistosomatidae. The record is from the annotation of a GenBank genome assembly.